Molecule: messenger RNA, 2946 nt
Organism: Heterocephalus glaber (naked mole-rat)
Lineage: Eukaryota; Metazoa; Chordata; Mammalia; Rodentia; Bathyergidae
Gene: Cpne5
Product: copine 5
Biological process (GO): cellular response to calcium ion
Cellular component (GO): plasma membrane
Molecular function (GO): calcium-dependent phospholipid binding
Source: RefSeq, a predicted model, not a curated record
CCUCCGCGCGCCGCUCCUGCCCUGGCCGCGCAGCCCGGCUCUGGAGUUGGGGAAAGCCCAGGCUCCGCCGCUGGAGGAGGCGCGCAGGAAUUGACUAAUUCGGGCCGGGGGCGCGGUGGGUGAUGGAGCAGCCCGAGGACAUGGCGUCGCUGAGCGAGUUCGACUCCUUGGCGGGCAGCAUCCCCGCCACCAAGGUGGAGAUCACCGUGUCCUGCAGGAACCUCUUGGACAAAGACAUGUUUUCCAAGUCUGACCCACUGUGUGUCAUGUAUACUCAAGGGAUGGAGAACAAGCAGUGGCGGGAGUUUGGGCGCACGGAGGUCAUCGACAACACGCUGAACCCCGACUUCGUGCGCAAGUUCAUCGUGGAUUACUUCUUCGAGGAGAAGCAAAACCUCCGCUUCGACCUGUAUGAUGUUGACUCCAAGAGCCCUGAUUUGUCCAAACACGAUUUCCUGGGCCAGGCCUUCUGCACCCUUGGAGAGAUUGUAGGGUCCUCUGGGAGCCGCCUGGAGAAGCCCCUCACCAUAGGAGCGUUCAGCCUCAACUCCAGGACGGGCAAGCCCAUGCCAGCUGUGUCCAAUGGAAGUGGUCUUUGGAUGGAAAGUUUGAGAACCACUGGUCCGGAAGCGUCUGGCGGUGUCCCAGGGAAGAAAUGUGGCACCAUCAUCCUGGCUGCCGAGGAGCUCAGCAACUGUCGGGACGUGGCCACCAUGCAGUUCUGUGCCAACAAGCUGGACAAGAAGGACUUUUUCGGGAAGUCUGACCCCUUCUUGGUGUUCUACCGAAGCAACGAGGACGGAACAUUCACCAUUUGCCACAAGACCGAGGUCAUGAAGAACACCCUGAACCCCGUGUGGCAGACAUUCUCCAUCCCCGUCAGAGCCCUCUGCAAUGGGGACUACGACAGGACCAUCAAGGUGGAGGUGUAUGACUGGGACCGAGAUGGCAGCCACGACUUCAUCGGGGAGUUUACCACCAGCUACCGCGAGCUGGCACGCGGGCAAAGCCAGUUCAACAUCUACGAGGGAGGGGUGUCCGUCCACCCAGCUGGGCAGGGCCAGGUGAUCAACCCAAAAAAGAAAAUGAAGAAAAAGAAAUACGUGAAUUCUGGCACGGUCACCCUGCUCUCCUUCGCUGUGGAGUCCGAGUGCACCUUCCUUGACUACAUCAAAGGAGGGACCCAGAUCAACUUCACAGUGGCCAUUGACUUCACCGCCUCCAACGGGAACCCCUCGCAGUCGACGUCCCUGCACUACAUGAGCCCUUACCAGCUGAACGCCUAUGCGCUGGCGCUGACUGCUGUCGGGGAGAUCAUCCAGCACUAUGACAGCGACAAGAUGUUCCCCGCCCUGGGCUUCGGGGCCAAGCUGCCCCCUGACGGCCGGGUGUCCCAUGAGUUCCCGCUGAACGGCAACCAGGAAAACCCCUCGUGCUGCGGCAUCGACGGCAUCCUGGACGCCUACCACCGCAGCCUGCGCACUGUGCAGCUCUACGGCCCCACCAACUUCGCGCCCGUGGUCACCCACGUGGCCAGGAGCGCGGCGGCCGUGCAGGACGGCUCCCAGUACUCAGUGCUGCUCAUCAUCACCGACGGCGUCAUCUCCGACAUGGCACAGACCAAGGAGGCCAUCGUCAACGCUGCCAAGCUCCCCAUGUCCAUCAUCAUCAUCGGCGUGGGCCAGGCGGAGUUUGACGCCAUGGUGGAGCUGGACGGCGAUGACGUGAGGAUCUCUUCCCGAGGGAAGCUGGCUGAGCGCGACAUUGUCCAGUUUGUGCCCUUCCGGGACUACGUGGACCGCACAGGCAACCACGUGCUGAGCAUGGCCCGCCUGGCCCGAGACGUGCUGGCCGAGAUCCCGGACCAGCUGGUGUCCUACAUGAAGGCGCAGGGCAUCCGCCCCCGGCCCCCACCCGCAGCGCCCACACACUCCCCUCCCAAGUCACCGGCCCGCACGCCCCCCGAGUCCCCCCUGCAUAUCUGAGCCGGUGGCCUUCUGGAAUCUGCCGGGGCAGAGCCUCCGGAGGACCUUCCCAGUUCCCCACCUCACUGGCUCCAAACCCAGGGCGUUGGGAUGCAGGGGUGACAGGGGUGCACGUACUCUGGGCCUGGGGUUUAGGGCUCCAGCCCAGCCAGGAAGGUGUUCGUGGGGAUCCCUGGGGUCCGUGUCUGCUCACCUGGCCCUGAAGCCUAGGCUGGGCCUCCUGCCCCCACCCCCUUAGCUGUCCUGUGCCCCGUUUCCCGUGAACUGAGACGUGGCCCUCCAGGGAUGCUGCAGCAGGGGACAGGCCACACGCUAGACCAGGCCUCUCCGGCCGCAUCUGCUGCUUCCGGACGCACAGACCCCAGGCCUCUUGGCAGUGGGUGCUCGGGCACCUCCAGGGGGUCCCCUCUCCUCUGGGGCUGCCGGCCCUUCUGCUCUCCUGGAGGCCUGGGCGCUCCUGCCCUUUGCCCUCCCAACGUGGGGACAGGGGACUGGAGACCGGGUUCCAGCCCUGCCCCUGGGGGAGCCAGCGAGGCCCCUGCCUUUGCUCCUGUUUCCACACCCUCCCAAGGAGCAGGUCAGCCAGGCCAGAGGCCUCUCCUGCUCACGCCCCAAGGCUCCAUCCAUUUGCGCCCCGCCCCGCUGCCUACCCUCCCCAGCCUGAGUCUCACCCAGUGCCAUGGCACGAGGGUCACCCCACCCCCCUGCCACCCGGCGCGCCCCAGUCCUCAGCCUGGGCCUCGUGUCUGAGCCGUGGGAGGUGGCGGAGCGGUGUCACCCUGGCCCACAGCCGCCAGCCUCGCCCUCCCUGGUCCUGCAUGCCAUCCCCUGCCACAGGGCACCCGCCUGCCACCUCCCUCCUGGCCCUGCAUGGCGGUGGUGGUGUUCCUGCUGUCUGUCCUGUGCCCCUCUGAGACAGUCUGUGGAAUUUGCCUUAGACUGAAGUAAAUCUGGUUCUUUU